CAACAAUCUGCAUCGUAUCUUUGGUUUUUGCUAAUUUUAUAAAUUAAAAUAUCAUGAAUUUAAAAUACAAGCGGCGGUACGAGAGCUUAAAACAAUCCGUCAAGAGUUAUCUGCUGGAGAACGCUUCUCUCACCGAUGAGAUUUGCCGCCUUCAAGCCGAGUUAUCUGUCACCCGAUCCCAACGGCUAUAUCUAAUAGAACGGCUAAUGUUCCACGAGGGCCUGGAAAAAUCUAAUAAUGGACGUGCCAGUAUUUCCAACGGAAAAGUCGAGUCCGCAGAAUCAGCUUUUGGAGGCAUAAAGAGAAACAAACCGGUUGUUUUGCCAAAAAAACAAAGCGAAGAUAAACCGAAAAACGUAACCAUUAUAAGAAAAAAGAAGCCCAUGUUUCCGAUGAAUCUGAAUAAUGUAUUACUGCACUCUCUGGGUGAGAUUAUAUCAGUUAAUCCAAAUUUCCACACUGAGAAUUGGAUAUAUCCAGUGGGAUACGUGGCCACUCGAAUUUACGCUCAUCCCAAAGACCCACGUAAAAAGUGUGUAUUCACUUGUAAAAUUUUGAAUAACGCUGGGAUUCCCCAAUUUCAAAUAAUACCCGAUAAUGAUUUGGAUGGAGUAUUCUUCGGAGAAAGUGCCAACACCUGUCACUUGGAACUUUUGAACUCCAUUCAGAAAUCUCCCAGUGUAAAAAUAAAAAUACUUUUUGAUGUCCAAGGAGAGGUUUUCUUUGGCUUGUCGAACCAGAAAACCCAAUCGCUUCUUAUGAUGGAUCCUGGUUUUCAUCAAUGCACAAAUUUCAAAGGCUUUGCUGUGCAGAAUAUUCAGUCUUUGAAUAGCGCCUCUUUAUCGUUCGAGACACUUCAAGGGUUUUUAUCUUGAUAAGUAAUUUUAGAUUGCCUUUAUUAUAAAACUUUCCUGGAUACAUUAGUUUAUAAGUUGAUUGAAUAAAAAAUAUACUAUACUUAGUUUUUAAUAGGGCUAAGGUAAUAAAUUCAAGAUUAAAAACCUACCCAAAACAAAUGUAUUUUCGUUUCAACACCAUUACUCAUGUUUCAGUUUACAACUUUUGCAAUAAUUUCCCAUUUUACUUGGUUUCUCUUAUUAAAAAAUAUCUCGUACAUUUUAACGAAAAUAAUCGUGUAUGUAAUAAGAGUUCUUAUUAAUAUUAAAUAAAGUUUAUUUGUUCAAGAACCAAUUUUAAAUUAUACGCUUUUGACGAAGUGAAGUUACAAAAAUUAUUGAAUUAAUUUGCAAAUUAUAUUUUCCCGUUCUUAUUUCACAGGGUUGAUUGUAUUUAAACUCGUAUGAUUUCCCUUAAAUGAAAGAAAGUGCAUUCGUGGUCUUUUUAAAUGGAAGGAAAAGUGC
Molecule: messenger RNA, 1361 nt
Organism: Drosophila rhopaloa
Lineage: Eukaryota; Metazoa; Arthropoda; Insecta; Diptera; Drosophilidae
Product: transforming growth factor beta regulator 1
Exons: 2
Coding region: 54-875 (273 amino acids)
Biological process (GO): regulation of cell cycle
Cellular component (GO): nucleus
Source: RefSeq, a predicted model, not a curated record